AGGGCGGGGCCCGUCGAGCUUCUGGGGGUGGGGCGAUGGCCGGAAGUCCUACGGUGUCACCUCCGGGGCUUCCUUGCUGCGUCUCGUCGUUCGGCCCCGCCACAAGAUGGCGGACCUGUCUCUGGAUGAGCUCAUACGGAAACGCGGCGUGACGGUGAAGGGGAGACUUAACACAAGGCCAGUGUUUGGAGGUGUAAGAUCUCGCACUGGGAUCCAGCAAAAUCUUCUAAAUAGAUCAUCGUCAGCUGUCAGCUUCCAGCGGACAUUUGAUGCCCGACAGAAGAUUGGACUCACUGAUGCCCGACACAAACUGGGGGUUAAAGAUGCCCGUGAAAAACUGGUUCAAAAGGACGCUCGGUUCAAAAUCAAAGGGAAGGUGCAGGAUGCUCGAGAGAUGUUGAAUUCCCGUAAGCAGCAAAGUGUUGCUGCCGAAAAGGUGACCAAAAUGGUGGAUGCCAGAGAGAAGAUCAGCUUAAAAAGGAGCGUUCCAGCUGCUAUAAGCCCAGCUAUGGGGACAGUAAAUCUAGCCAUGAAAAUCACCAAAACAAUCCAACAGAAGGCACCAGUUCCUGGACACUCUCACCCAGCAGGAAUGAGGAUCAAUGUGGUGAACAACCAUACACACAAACAGGGCCUGUAUGACAUGGAAGAUGAUGAUGAGAGUGUCUCUCCCCUUCCUAGCAAACAGAUGAAAAUCACCACCACAAACAGUUUCCUGAACAAUUCGACUGGUGUGAGCAGCAAUAAAUUCUCUCUGUCCAAGACUGUUCCCCUGACUAAAGUGGUCCAAAAUGAUACAUACACAGCUCCACCUGCACCUCCCUCUCCUAUGCGGACGAAGGCCUUGACAAACAUGUCUCGGACCUUAGUGACAAAGGAAGAGCCUCCAAAAGAGCCGGCACCUGUUGAGCUGGCGUUCAGUCCUUUGGAAGGCACAAAGAUGACCGUAAAUAAUCUGCAUCCUCGAGUCACAGAGGAAGACAUUGUUGAGUUAUUCUGCGUGUGUGGCGCUCUGAAGAGAGCCCGGCUGGUGCACCCUGGAGUGGCUGAGGUAGUAUUUGUGAAGAAAGAAGAUGCUAUCGCAGCAUAUAAGAAGUACAACAACAGGUGCUUAGAUGGUCAACCAAUGAAAUGCAAUCUUCAUAUGAAUGGGAAUGUUAUCACCUCAGACCAGUCUAUAUUGCUCCGAUUGAGCGAUACCCCUUCAGUGAAGAAGGAAGGGGAACCACGCCGGUCAAGUGCAAGCACCUCCUCAAAUCCCCCAGCUGAAGUGGACCCUGACACUAUCUUGAAGGCCCUCUUCAAAUCCUCAGGGGUCUCUGCCUCUGUGCAGCCCACAGAAUUUAAAAUUAAACUCUGAGAAGCAGGAGCAAGCAGUGGACUGGAAAACUCAUAUAAGUUGGGGGGUGGGGAAAGUGCAGGAGUGCAGAUGUUAUUUGCAUUUGCCUGCCUUGAAAUUUUUUGUUUUCUAUGAUCGCUACUUUACUGUAUGAUAGUGUUUCCUCUUGUGUGUGUACUUUCUGUUUUCAUAGUUGGAGUUUUCUUCCAUAUUUUUUUUUCCCAAAAGAAUAACCUCCCCCUUCUGCCAGUAAUGUAUUACCAAGCAUAUACCAUGUAACUCCAUCCUUUACUCCAAAGCCCCCAGUGGCCAUUAAAAGUGCACAUAGACUUUGAGGGAA
Messenger RNA from Chiroxiphia lanceolata (lance-tailed manakin), 1679 nucleotides. It is a transcript of the gene POLDIP3, whose product is annotated as DNA polymerase delta interacting protein 3. The coding region runs from base 107 to 1360 and encodes 417 amino acids. Gene Ontology annotation, molecular function: mRNA binding. Gene Ontology annotation, cellular component: nucleus. Lineage: Eukaryota; Metazoa; Chordata; Aves; Passeriformes; Pipridae. Gene Ontology annotation, biological process: mRNA export from nucleus. The record is from RefSeq and is a predicted model, not a curated record. The transcript is spliced from 9 exons.